UUUAAUAUAAUUAUAAAUGAAAAAUGAGAUCUUUUAAAAAUACUUAAAACGUCAAUUGCAUAAAAAUUCAUAAAAUUGGCGUAUAAUUAAGAUAAUUAAAUAAUUUCAGUGUUUAAAUAGUUAUAUUACAUGAUAUGCAGAUGAUCAGAAUGUGUGUUUUAAGUUAAUAAAAUUUGUGUGCGAAAAUUCAUAUGCGGUGUGUUAUUAGACAUGAAUUUAUAUUUAUAUAAUGGAUCGCGAGCGUAAACAUAGUAAACGUCACGGGGAGAAAAAAAAAGUGAAGAAAAGUCAUAAGAAAAAGCGGUCUCGUGAAAAUAGUUGUGGAGAAAAUUAUGUGUCGGUCGCGUCAUCAGUGGUGAAGCCUCUAGUGGAAUAUUCUGAUGUGAGCUCAGAAGAUUUAUCAGCGCCUGAAGCGGGUGAGAUAGAAAGUGAAGGAAGUUUUUCUGUUAGUGACGGUGAAAUUAGUGGGAAAUCUUCUUUAAUUAGGUCUGAUAGGGUUCAUAGAGUUAAUAGUCGUACUCCACAUAGUAGUAAAUUAAUUGAAAGUAGCAGUUAUAAAGUUUUACCUUCAAAUAGGCAUUUGUUAGUUGUACCACCACCCCAUCACUCCCCUACUAGAUCGCGAGUAGUAGGUGUACAUCGUCUUGAUGUGGAAACGCCUGUAAUAACGCGUACACCGUCGCCAAGUCCGUCGUCGACAUCGGCGUCGGUUUUAUUGAAACGUCAUGAAAGGAAAAACUCUGUUUCAUCUGAUGAAUCGCGUCUUCUUAAACAUUAUGAUCCGAAGUUGAUCCGGAAUGUUAUUUCACCUUCUACACCCGUUUUAGAUGACAUUGAGGAGGUCGAGCGGCGUCGAAGGAAGAAAGAAAAAAAACACAAGAAAGAUAAAAAAGCAUCCAAGAAAAAGAAGAAGAAAUCAAAACAUAGAUCAAGAAGUACUAGUAUUGAUAGUAUUGUCAAUAUUUCACCAGACGGUCAAACAAGAAGUUCUGUAGGUGUUGAAGCGGAUCCAUCAAAUGUUAGUGAUUGGGAACCAGAAACAGCAUCACCGUUACCGUUUAGACCGGCUUCACCAGCAAUACCAGAUAAUAAAAGUGUGUUAGGAUCACCAGUAUCACCGGAUAGUUUUGAAGCGAGACCUUUAUCGUCUACAGGUGGACGUAUUAGUGAAUCACCACGAACUAGAACACCGCCAAUUCCAUCACAUCAAAAGAGUUAUAACGAAUCUCCACAUACACCAAUACUUCCACCGAAGGCUGACGAAUCGAAUUCAGCUAUUGAUGUAGAUGCGUACGAAUCGUAUAGUUCAAGAAAAUCACCAAGUCCUAGAUUGCGUGGAAAUAGUAUAAUUUCACCAGUGCUGGAGGACGAUCAUUCACCAAGACAUUCGGGUUGGAAUCGCAAUAGUAUUUCGCCAGUAAAAUCACCGUAUAGAAAUCCAAGCCCGGAUGUUAUUCUCGUGAAAUCAAGUAGGAGCAAUGCCAUUUCGCCACAACGUAAAAAACGAAAAGUUGAAAAAGAAAGUUACCAUAAACGAUACAGGCGUGAACGAGAUCAUAUACAUGAUCGUAUUCCAAGGCAUAUAUCCAGAUCAAGAAGUAGAAGUCCUGCACGAGUUCGACGACGAAUAUCUCGAUCACCAUCAUGGACACGAUCAUCACAUUAUAGUCAUUCAAGUAGUAGUCGAUCACAUAGAAAAUAUAGAUCUCGAAGUCCACGGCCGUUAAGACCAUCUAGUCCCAGAACACCGCCAAGGUCAAGAGAUAUUCGCAGUCCAGAAAGAGUUCCAAAAAGUCCCACAUCACGAACAUUAAAAUUAAAAGAAAAAAUAAGCGAUACAAGCUUGUUUGCUGAAUUAGUUAAAGACAGGCAUAAACGUGCUCUAGCAUUAGAAAAACUUUUGGAUAAGAAAGAUGAAACGCCAAAAGUUGAAUCCAAUACUCCAUCCAAUACUGGUGAAGGUGAAAUGGAUAUAUCUGAACCUGAAACAAGUAACUCACAAAAAGAAAAUGGAAUUGAUUUGUUUGCAAGUAAUGACGAUAGCAAUGUUGCUGUUGUUGACAUUCCAGUUCCAAAUAAAAUGGUGGAUAGUAGGAGUAAUGAAAAUUCAUCGGAUAAUAUGAUGAAUAUAUCAAAUGAAAAUUCAAUGGGUGCCAUCGAUACUGUGGAUAAUUCAGCAAUAGUAAAUCCUUUACCUGCACCACCCUUACCACCAAUGUCAAUUGUUUGUUCUACCAGUGACACCUUAAUAUCAUCACAUCCCACUACACCUAACGUAAUCAACACAAUCCCACCUUCAUUUACUGGUGUUUCAACUACGGUGGUGGCUUCAGCGACAAAUCAACAAGGUGCGAUGCCUAUAAUACCUAAACCAGCACAAUUCACUACCGCAAAUCCAGCAAAUCUUAUAUCAAUUCAGCCAUCAUCAUCCAUAAUUACAAAUAAAUUAACAACCGCUACUGAUUCACAAAAAGUAUCCAGCACACUUCCUACGCCGACUACAAUCACUAAUAAACCAAAGAGUCUUACUAAAUUACCUUUACCACCAGGAAUUAAACCUACUGACUUGGAAAUUAUUGAAUCACCACCAAGCCGAACACCAUCUCCUCCAAAACCAAAGACCCCUCCACCUCCGCCCAAGAAGUCAGGAAUCAUGAAUUUACCUAUGCCUCCAGUUGUACCUGGAAGUGAAGAAUUAAGUGGUGAAGAAGAUGCCACAACAACACCGCCACGACCGUUUGGUGUAAAAGGAAAAUCAACUGAUAAAGUACGUUCAGUGCCAAAACCUAAAUUAAAGAGGCCAAAAAUAUUAAAACGUCGUGGUUCAAGAAAUUUAUCAACAGCUCCAAUGUCUGCAACGGGCGGAAAAGAUUGGGGUGAACGUUGUGUCGAUGUAUUUGAAGUAAUUGCACAAAUUGGUGAAGGAACUUAUGGCCAAGUAUAUAAAGCACGUGAUAAACGCGCCGGACAAUUGGUUGCACUAAAAAAAGUGAGAUUAGAAAAUGAAAAAGAAGGAUUUCCAAUCACUGCCGUUCGUGAAAUAAAAAUUUUACGUCAAUUAAAUCAUAAAAAUAUAGUUAAUUUACGUGAAAUUGUCACUGAUAAACAAGAUGCCUUAGAUUUUCGAAAAGAUAAAGGUUCCUUUUAUCUUGUGUUUGAAUAUAUGGACCAUGAUUUAAUGGGACUUUUAGAAUCAGGAAUGGUUGACUUUAAUGAAAUGAACAAUGCUAGUAUUAUGAGACAAUUAUUGGAUGGACUUAAUUAUUGUCACAAGAAAUACUUUCUUCACAGAGAUAUUAAAUGUAGUAAUAUUCUUAUGAAUAACAAGGGUGAAGUGAAGUUAGCUGAUUUUGGAUUAGCACGACUUUAUAAUGCUGAGGAUAGACAGAGGCCUUAUACUAAUAAAGUAAUCACCUUAUGGUAUAGGCCUCCGGAACUUUUACUUGGCGAAGAACGCUAUGGUCCAGCAAUUGAUGUAUGGAGUUGUGGUUGUAUUUUAGGCGAAUUAUUUUGGAAAAAACCAUUAUUUCAGGCUAAUAUAGAAAUGAUGCAAUUAGAAAUGAUUUCGAGGCUAUGCGGUACACCAACACCAGCAGUAUGGCCGUCUGUUAUUAAAUUGCCAUUGUGGCACACUUUAAAACCUAAAAAAAUGCACCGGCGACGAUUACGAGAAGAAUUUGUUUUCAUGCCAACAUCGGCAUUAGAUUUGUUAGAUAAAAUGUUAGAGUUAGAUCCUGAAAAACGAAUCACAGCUGAAGAUGCUUUAAAAUCGUCUUGGCUAAAAAAUGUACAACCUGAUCAAAUGGCAGCACCUCAAUUACCUCAUUGGCAAGAUUGUCAUGAGUUAUGGAGUAAAAAACGUCGAAAACAAUUACGAGAACAACAAGAAUCAUUACAGAAUUUACCACCAGGUAAACCCGGUGGUAUUGCACGUGAUAUAAAAACAUUAAAUAAAGGAAUAGAUGAACCAUCAGGAUUAGUUGGGUGAGUCAGUCUUCUUGAAACGAAGUUGCGCUACUCCUGGAAAUUACUAACUUAAAAAUGGUGAAAUAUAUUUUAUUUCUCUUUACUAUGUAAACAAUUAUUACAAUUGUUCUACUUUCUUAAAAAUGAGCAUUAUAAAAUUGCUUGUUUACUUUAAAUAAUG
Chrysoperla carnea is the source of this 4147-nucleotide messenger RNA. RefSeq names its product cyclin-dependent kinase 12 (gene Cdk12). Bases 230 to 3988 code for a protein of 1252 amino acids. Gene Ontology annotation, cellular component: cyclin/CDK positive transcription elongation factor complex; nucleus. Lineage: Eukaryota; Metazoa; Arthropoda; Insecta; Neuroptera; Chrysopidae. Gene Ontology annotation, biological process: transcription elongation by RNA polymerase II; positive regulation of transcription elongation by RNA polymerase II; protein phosphorylation. The transcript is spliced from 7 exons. Gene Ontology annotation, molecular function: cyclin-dependent protein serine/threonine kinase activity; RNA polymerase II CTD heptapeptide repeat kinase activity; cyclin binding. The record is from RefSeq and is a predicted model, not a curated record.